This is a messenger RNA of Necator americanus (New World hookworm), 1239 nucleotides long. RefSeq lists its product as uncharacterized. Bases 1 to 1239 code for a protein of 412 amino acids. The transcript has 3 exons. NCBI's taxonomy places the organism in Eukaryota, Metazoa, Nematoda, Chromadorea, Rhabditida, Ancylostomatidae. The record is from RefSeq and is a predicted model, not a curated record. Gene Ontology annotation, molecular function: catalytic activity.
AUGAUGCAAGCCAAGAAGAUUAAGUACGACGUCAUCGGACUCACCGAGACGAGACGACGUCACCUUCUCAACGCCAUAUAUGAAACUGGAGAAGAACUGUUCUUAGGAAUAUGCGACAGUAGAGGUAUUCGUGGAGUUGGCGUCCUCGUCAACACGAGCAUUGCAAAGAACAUCGACUCUUUCGAACAACUUACAACCCGAAUCGGACGUCUGCGGAUGAGAAGAUGUGGUUCAACACCAGCUUUGACUAUUUUUGUCGCUUACGCUCCAACAUCAAACUACGAAGAAGAAGAAGUCGAAGCUUUCUAUAUGGACCUGGAGAAGUUCUACCGAGAGGAUCAUGCCUUUUACCAGGUCAUGUUUGGUGAUUUCAACGCCAAAGUUGGCCCAAGAAGAACGCCUGAGGAACUUCACAUCGGGACCCACGGCCUACAAUGGAAUGAAAAAAGCCCUCCUCUCUACGCUGGACGUGGGAGUCGCGGUGGAGGGUACCAUAAUGAAAUAGACCACAUCAUCGUCAACAAAAGGUUCUGCCUGACGGACGUCGCUGUUGUACCAAAGUUCUAUACGGGAUCGGACCAUCGCCUCUUCCGAGGAAGAUCCUCCUUCACAAGGGCAGCAGAGAAAGUUGCCAAAGAGGCGAUAAAGGAAGACCUUAAAGAGAGAAGAGCAGUAGUGCUGGCUGAAGCUGCAGAGGCGGGGAAAAGCAUCGGCUAUGCCCGUCGAGACUUCGCCAGUCGCAAGACGAGGAUGACUGCUCUCCGGAACCCAAAGGGAACAACCAUUGCAUCGAGAAGGGGGAUGGAGAAAAUCAUCUACAACUUCUACUCUGAUCUCUUCGACAGCCAUGUCCACUUGCCUCCUCACCAUCUGAGGGAAGACGGACAAGUCAUUCCAGAGGUUCUCCCGUCCGAAGUACGAAAUGCUAUCAUGUCAGUAAGAAAUCGUACGGCACACGGCCCCGACAGAAUAAGACCAGAACAUCUGAAGAACCUUCCGUCAGUAUUCAUCAAAACCCUGGCGAGGCUCUUUACUCGUUACCUGUCGGAAUGCAAGGUUCCUAAGUGGAAGACCAGCAAGACCGUGUUGUUGUAUAAAAAGGGAGAUCUACAUGACAUUAGCAACUAUCGCCCAGUCUGUUUACUGCCCGUCAUCUACAAGCUUUUUACAAGUAUGAUCCUUAAUAGGAUUGAAGUAGGGAAGCCUUGGACAACCAAGGCGUCCCUACUCGGUAUAUAA